AAAACGUCACUUUAAGGCGACUGUCCCACCCCUGUUCUAAAUAAAUCAAUAUCUUAGGAGUUUCCUUUAAUAUAAAGUCUAAUAAUUAUGAAUGAAUCCGAUUCGAAGAAAAUUAACUUCAAUAAAUCAACACUUUUUAGCUUAAAAGCGGAGCUGCUGAAAAAGCAAGAGGAGGUAAAAGGUAAAAAAAAUCUUCCACAGCACAAGAUAGAUAACUUUAAGCCUUCAAUAAAAACAACAGAUGGAAACCAAAGUGAAUUUAAGAAAGAAAAAAGAAGUCUUAGAGAUAAUCUCAAAGCUGUUGAUACCGAUGAAUUAGAAGCCUGUCGUAAGUCAAAGUUAGCAUUGGAGAAAAAAGCACAGCUGUAUGAUCAUUUAUCUGACGCCGUAGGGGAUUCAAAAUUAGAAUCACAAUUCUUAGUUGAUUUUAAAGAGAAGAAGCAACAGGAUACAAGUACAGCUGAAACAAAUCACACUGAAGAUAAUGAAACAGUUUCUACUACUCAUGAUGAAGGGGAUGAUGGUGAAUGGGUACAGUUUACAGACUGCUUGGGAAGAACACGGAAAUGUCUUAAAUCAGAUCUUGAUCUUUAUAAAAAGAGAGACGAGGAAUUACUGAAAGCAAUGCCAAGAAAACAAGGCAGUGUUGAUGACACAGAACCUCAGAUCACAGAACAACCAGAAAAAACGAUUUUGGUCCAGAAAACAAAUGACUAUCUCCAGUCUUUAAGAGACAAAUGGGAAGAAAAGGAGAAGGAGCUUCUAGCUAAAGACAAGGACAUCCAUUAUCAAGAUCUUUUGUUUGACGAGGCGAGAAUGCACGGUAUUGGAUAUUAUUCGUUCAGUACUGAUGAGACCGAACGACAGAAACAAAUGGCAGAGUUAAUGAAACGUCGUCAAGAAACAUUGCAAGCCCAACGGGAGGCCGAAGAGAUAAGGAAGAAGCGAGACGAGUUAGUAGCAGCUAGAGUUGCAGCCGCUAGAGCGAGGCAGAGAAUGAGGGCUGGAUUGCCCUCCGAGGACGCUGAAGACAGGAAAGACGCCUUCCUAGAAAGUCUAUUAGAAUUUUUGCAUGAAAAGAGAAACGAAGCAGACGCCAAAGCAAAAGAAGAGGAAAGAAAGCGUAAAGAGGAACUUGAAAAAGAGAGGCAAAAGAUCACAGAACAACCAGAAAAAACGAUUUUGGUCCAGAAAACAAAUGACUAUCUCCAGUCUUUAAGAGACAAAUGGGAAGAAAAGGAGAAGGAGCUUCUAGCUAAAGUCAAGGACAUCCAUUAUCAAGAUCUUUUGUUUGACGAGGCGAGAAAGACCGAACGACAGAAACAAAUGGCAGAGUUAAUGAAACGUCGUCAAGAAACAUUGCAAGCCCAACGGGAGGCCGAAGAGAUAAGGAAGAAGCGAGACAAGUUAGUAGCAGCUAGAGUUGCAGCCGCUAGAGCGAGGCAGAGAAUGAGGGCUGGAUUGCCCUCCGAGGACGCUGAAGGCAGGAAAGAAGCCUUCCUAGAAAGUCUAUUAGAAUUUUUGCAUGAAAUGAGAAAGGAAGCAGACGCCAAAGCAAAAGAAGAGGAAAGAAAGCGUAAAGAGGAACUUGAAAAAGAGAGGCAAAAGAUCACAGAACAACCAGAAAAAACGAUUUUGGUCCAGAAAACAAAUGACUAUCUCCAGUCUUUAAGAGACAAAUGGGAAGAAAAGGAGAAGGAGCUUCUAGCUAAAGUCAAGGACAUCCAUUAUCAAGAUCUUUUGUUUGACGAGGCGAGAAAGACCGAACGACAGAAACAAAUGGCAGAGUUAAUGAAACGUCGUCAAGAAACAUUGCAAGCCCAACGGGAGGCCGAAGAGAUAAGGAAGAAGCGAGACGAGUUAGUAGCAGCUAGAGUUGCAGCCGCUAGAGCGAGGCAGAGAAUGAGGGCUGGAUUGCCCUCCGAGGACGCUGAAGGCAGGAAAGAAGCCUUCCUAGAAAGUCUAUUAGAAUUUUUGCAUGAAAUGAGAAAGGAAGCAGACGCCAAAGCAAAAGAAGAGGAAAGAAAGCGUAAAGAGGAACUUGAAAAAGAGAGGCAAAAGAUCACAGAACAACCAGAAAAAACGAUUUUGGUCCAGAAAACAAAUGACUAUCUCCAGUCUUUAAGAGACAAAUGGGAAGAAAAGGAGAAGGAGCUUCUAGCUAAAGUCAAGGACAUCCAUUAUCAAGAUCUUUUGUUUGACGAGGCGAGAAAGACCGAACGACAGAAACAAAUGGCAGAUUUAAUGAAACGUCGUCAAGAAACAUUGCAAGCCCAACGGGAGGCCGAAGAGAUAAGGAAGAAGCGAGACGAGUUAGUAGCAGCUAGAGUUGCAGCCGCUAGAGCGAGGCAGAGAAUGAGGGCUGGAUUGCCCUCCGAGGACGCUGAAGACAGGAAAGACGCCUUCCUAGAAAGUCAAUUAGAAUUUUUGCAUGAAAAGAGAAACGAAGCAGACGCCAAAGCAAAAGAAGAGGAAAGAAAGCGUAAAGAGGAACUUGAAAAAGAGAGGCAAAAGGUACGUGAUAGCUACAUCCGUGAAUGGGAUUUGGGUAAAGAAGGAGUAGAAGGAGAUAUUAAAAAUUUUAAGGAAAUGACACAAGAAGAGUAUGUUGAGCAACAGAGAUCAAAACGUAUCGAAGAAUUUGCACCACCUACAAUGAACGACUCGUUGGCAAAGAGAUCCGAGUACCUUUUUGAUGCUCAUGGUAGUAAAAUACAUUCUGAGAAACCAAAGACAUGGUCUGAAGUAAGACAUGUAACUCCACCAGCACCCAUAAUAAGUGAUCAAAACGAUGAUGGUGCCAAAGGUCUAUUUUUCUCUUCAAAAAAGUGUGAGCAAACUGUUACAUAUAAAAACUUUAUUAAUACAGAGGAUACAACUCCCAUAGAAAAUGAGCUAAGCGAAGAUGAGGAUAUACAUUGCGAUGGACUGAAAAAUAGAAAACGAAAUGCAACUCAUACAGAAAUAGCACCUCCACCAACUAUUGAAUAUUAUGGUCCUAACCCUAAACAUCGUAAGGCCGAAAUCCCAUUUGAGUCAGAUAUCAGAGAAUCGUAUGCAAAAGGUACUAAAAGCUUAGAAUCUAAGUCAAGUGGUAUACAUUUACCAAAACAUUAUGAUUUUACAUUUGAUUAAAAUAAAAAUGGAUAUGGUGUGUGAA
This is a messenger RNA of Leptidea sinapis, 3160 nucleotides long. Its product is annotated as trichohyalin. The transcript has 16 exons. Bases 88 to 3135 code for a protein of 1015 amino acids. Gene Ontology annotation, cellular component: nucleus. The record is from RefSeq and is a predicted model, not a curated record. Lineage: Eukaryota; Metazoa; Arthropoda; Insecta; Lepidoptera; Pieridae.